AUGGCGUUUCGUUUAGAUUUAAAUAGUGAAAUCUUAGCUGCAGACGAUGAAAAUACAACCCAAAUCAAUCAAAUGAGAGAAAAGAACAACAGCAGUAAUAUUAUACAAUCCGUGUUUGAAAUUAUUUGGCUUGAUGAGGAUUCAACUCACAGACGUUAUCUACAUGUAAUAGAUUACUUAAAACAAAGAAUUAAUCAUUUAAAUCCAUUUCAUAAUUCAAUUGAUUGCAUAACUUAUUUAAAAAAUCUUGAUUAUCGGAUAAAAGUCUUAUUUGUUAUUGCCGGUGAUUCAGCUGAGUAUUUUAUUCCACUUAUUCAUCAUUUAGUACAAAUAAAAUUCUUUUACAUUUAUUCAGAUCACCAGUGUGAUCAGCCUGGUUGGAUAUAUAAUUAUUCGAAAAUUUGUGACGUAUUAAUUAAUGAGUAUGAUCUUUCCACUUGUCUACGAGAAGUUAUUCAAAUGUCAGUAAAAACCAUGGAUGAUAAAAAUUUACGCUUUGUGCCAAAUAUAACAGUGUCUAAUGAGCCUUUAUGGUUCUCCUCAUUUAUCGACGUCUUACUAAAACUGGAUGAAGAGCAUGCCGAUAUUAUUAGUCAUGAUAAGUGGGAAGAAUGUCGAUUAUAUAUCAGAGAUAAUGAUACGGAGUUAAAAGCUCUAUCGAACAUUCAACGUACAUACACAUCAAGUGAUGCCCUAACAUGGUAUACAACAACUCAAUUUUUAGCUCACCUAGUAAAUAAUGCGUUAGAAACAGAAAAUAUAGAUAUGAUAUUUAAAUUUCGAUUUUUUAUCAAAGACAUCUAUGAACAAUUGCUAAAAAACUAUGCAAACUUUAUUACAUCAUUACCAAGUCAUAGUAUAAAAGUAUAUAGACUUAUGAUAAUGACCGUCAAGGAACUGAAUAAAUUACGUACGAAUACUACUGGAUAUAUUAUGAUAAAUACGUUUCUAUCUGCAACACGAGUGAAAAAUGCUGCGUUAGAUAAUGAUACAAGACAGAAUUCAUUGUAUCAUAAAUUUGUCCUACUGGAAAUUGAUAUUUCGAAAUCAUGUCAUAAUACACGACCAUUUGCUAAUGUUUCUGUACUACAGCAUUAUCCUAUUUCUCAUGAAAUAUUGUUUAUGGCAGCAACCACUUUUCGAAUACAUUCGAUCAAUGAGGAUAGUACCAAUGAUCUACUUAUCAUUCAAUUAACACCAAUACUUGACGAUGAAAAUACGGCU
This is a messenger RNA of Didymodactylos carnosus, 1224 nucleotides long. Lineage: Eukaryota; Metazoa; Rotifera; Eurotatoria; Philodinida; Philodinidae. The record is from the annotation of a GenBank genome assembly.